UUGGGUGCAUUCACUUUGAAGACUAAAAAGGAAAAACAUUUCUAUGGAAAAUAAGAAAUAAGGAAAGCCAGGAAGGGUUGAAAUGCUGGGUUUGAACGUUUAUUUGCGAGUAAGGAAAGAAAAUGGGGACAUUUACAUUCACUUUACGAAAAGUUGUCUUUUGUGCACAGAAAUGGCAAGAUUCAACAAACAAAAGGAAAGUAGAGGAACAUGUGACUCUCCUCGUCCUCAUAUAUGGAAAUAUGAGCAAAUACAGAAGGCAAUUUGUGAUUAUUUGGAGAAUUAAGGGCCAGAUUAACCGCGUAAUCACACUCUCUUUUUUGGGCCUCUCGUCUUUAUCUUUUUACAUUUGUCUGUCUAUAGGACUAUGGUCUUCUAGUCCCAAACGUCAGGUUUUAAAAAUAAUUAAACAGAUGAGAUUUUAGUCUAUGUACUAUUUUCCUUUGAGAACGAUAACGGAAGAGAGGAGACGACUUGCAGACGUAUUGCAUCAACUAUGGAGUUGGGAAGCACUGAAGAUGGAAGGCAUGACAAGUUUCCGGUAGGAAUGAGGGUCCUUGCUGUGGAUGACAAUCCAACCUGCCUUCGCAAACUCGAAGAGUUGCUCCUUCGCUGCAAGUAUCAUGUGACAAAGACAAUGGAGUCGAGGAAAGCUCUGGAAUUGCUGAGAGAAAACAGCAACAUGUUUGAUCUGGUCAUAAGCGAUGUAGAGAUGCCAGACACGGAUGGCUUUAAGUUGCUUGAGAUCGGUCUUGAAAUGGACCUUCCUGUCAUCAUGUUGUCAGCUCAUAGCGACUAUGACAGCGUUAUGAAAGGUAUUAUACAUGGCGCUUGCGAUUAUCUGGUCAAGCCUGUUGGACUCAAGGAGCUUCAGAAUAUAUGGCAUCAUGUUGUGAAGAAGAACAUUAAAUCUUACGCCAAAAACAUAGGCCCUUCUCGCCAACUGCUCCCACCUUCUGAAUCCAAUCUCGUCCCAAGCGCCAGCAAAAAACGGAAAGAAAAAGCCAAUGACAGUGGUGAUGAAGAUGACAGUGACAGAGAAGAGGAUGAUGGUGAGGGGAGUGAACAGGAUGGUGACGAGGCAGGUACGCGGAAGAAGCCACGUGUUGUUUGGUCGCAGGAGCUCCACCAGAAGUUUGUCAGUGCUGUUCAGCAAUUGGGCCUCGACAAGGCUGUUCCCAAAAAAAUACUUGAUCUCAUGAGUAUAGAAGGUCUCACUAGGGAAAACGUAGCCAGCCAUUUGCAGAAGUACAGACUGUACUUGAAAAAGAUAGACGAAGGUCAGCAGCAAAAUAUGACCCCAGAUGCAUUUGGAACCAGAGAUUCAUCUUACUUUCAGAUGGCUCAACUUGAUGGACUUAGAGAUUUUACUGCCACAAGACAAAUUCCAAGCUCGGGACUCUUAUCGCGUUCCCAUCUCACCAAACUUCAACCCCCUAUGUAUUCAUCAAUAAAUCUCCAAGGAAUGAACUCCUCCAGCUUCAUCCAACAGGGGCAUCACCAUAACUCAAGCAACUCAGCUAAUCCAUUUGGAACAUAUCACACUACUCUGUCACCAAGAAUCCAGAACGUGAAUCUGUUUCAGCGAACUUCAUCUCCACUAGAAACCCUCCAGUUUCCGAGGAGCAAGUCAUACAUCGGAGAUUUUAAAGGCAUAGGGGACCGAGCAGUUGGCGGUAGCUUCCUAGAUUCUUGUAUGCCAUUUGGGAGCUCUAGCACCUCUUUGCCAAGUGCUUCCACCAAUACUCUAAUGUUGCAAGCAAACUAUACACAACCCCUGCAUAUAUCCUCAGAUGGAAAUCAGCCUUGCAUCGAGGGAACUCCCUCCAACUCUGCCUCCCCAAACAUCAGUUUCCAAGGCUUAUCUAGAUUUCCAAGUCAUAGCUGGCAAGGGAAUUUGAACACAACCAGAUUCCCACCGAGUUCCUUACCUCUAAAUCCUGCUUUCUUGCCGGAUCAAGUGACAUGUGCAGGGAACAAUCUGGGAGAUUGUACCUCUUUGGUUUCUGCAGGGAAUCCUGGUGGAGAGAUUCAGUGUGAGCCUCAGUUACUUGGCGGCUUCAUGCAGAACAUGAAUCCGUUAGACGGACAGAAAUGGGAGCAACAAAACUGCACCAUGCUGAACAAUCCAUUCGGUAACAUUGAGUAUCCUCUACCCGCAGAUAACAUGGUUUUCAGAGACAACAAUGCAACCAGAAGCAAAGGCUUGGAUGAGUCACUGAUGAACCCAAUAGACAACAGUCAGGAGUAUGUUGGAAAAGCUACUACAAUGCUGGAUCCAGAGAUGAAGUCAGGAAAGCCAGAGAAUGACAACCAGCACGAUGUAUUCGAUGACCUAAUGAAUGAGAUGAUGAAACAGGUAACGCCUUGUUUUCUUGAUUGGACUAAAAGCUUUUUUGUAAUAGUAGAAAAUGAAAGUGCAUGUGUUUGUUGCAGGAGGAGAAUAACGGAAUGGUGUCAGUGGCUACUAGAUUUGGCUUUGAUUCGUUUCCUCCGCCUUAAGUAGUCAUCUCCUUCUCUAUCAGUUGCAUUAAGUUUCUCCACUUGAGACCAUUUUCAUUUCUUUUUUCUUCCCACAUUGUUUCCUUCGACUGUCAAUAGAUCAGCUGACACAGUGCACCUACCUUUUUCAUACUCUCUUUGAUGAAUUGGAAUUGGAAUUGAAAGC
Molecule: messenger RNA, 2668 nt
Organism: Arabidopsis lyrata subsp. lyrata
Lineage: Eukaryota; Viridiplantae; Streptophyta; Magnoliopsida; Brassicales; Brassicaceae
Product: two-component response regulator ARR18
Exons: 5
Coding region: 497-2506 (669 amino acids)
Biological process (GO): phosphorelay signal transduction system; cytokinin-activated signaling pathway
Molecular function (GO): DNA binding; DNA-binding transcription factor activity
Source: RefSeq, a predicted model, not a curated record